This is a messenger RNA of Lotus japonicus, 2736 nucleotides long. Its product is annotated as BTB/POZ domain-containing protein At2g30600. NCBI's taxonomy places the organism in Eukaryota, Viridiplantae, Streptophyta, Magnoliopsida, Fabales, Fabaceae. The transcript has 12 exons. Gene Ontology annotation, molecular function: protein binding. The record is from RefSeq and is a predicted model, not a curated record. Bases 216 to 2564 code for a protein of 782 amino acids.
UGGCGUAGGAAGGAUGGAUACAGAUCCAAUAAUUUCAUUGUAUCUAACCAUCCAAGUGGGAAAUCAAAUCCAGCUUCUAAUAGCUAGCCUAGCUGUUUCUUAUGUUUUUUAGGGUAGAUAGAUAGUGACGUUUCAGAUACUGUUACUAUAUAUAUAUAUGAAUCGAACAUAGAUUGAUACAUAUACACAUACACAUACAUAGAAGAAAGAAGAAGAUGGUGGAGAAGCUGCUGACGGUGCCGCCAUUUGAGUGCGCGUGGCGAGAGGAUUUGAAGUUCCGGGAAGCAGGUCGGGGUUGCGUGGCAUUCGAAGCAUUCGCCUGCAACGAUGUGACGCUGGUUUUCCGGGAGAAUGUGGGAAGCCAGGGCUACCAUUACAAGAGAGACAGCACUCCUCACUACACGAUCAUAUUGGGGAGUCAUCGAAAUCGACGCCUCAAAAUCGAGGUCAAUGGGAAAACCGUCGUUGACGCCGCCGGGGUUGGACUCUGCUGCUCCACCUCGUUUCAGAGUUAUUGGAUCAGCAUCUACGAUGGCUUGAUUAGUGUCGGUAACGGCAAAUACCCUUUUCAAGAUCUUGUUUUCCAGUGGUUGGAUUCUCAUCCCAAUUGUAAUGUUCAGUAUAUUGGACUCAGUAGCUGGGAUAAGCAUGUUAGGUAUCGAAACGUUAAUGUUCUUUCUCAUCUGCCUCAUGUUCAGGAGGAGAUGGAUUUAGAUUAUGACAAAUGGGGUCUCAAAAAUUUCCUUCAGACUUGGGACUUGUCUGACAUGUUAUUCAUUGUUGGUAAAGACCAACGACCUGUUCCUGCUCACAAGACAAUUUUAUCUGCAUCUGGAAACUUCUUUUCUUCUUCUUCCUCCUCAUCUUCCUUUGUCAUCACACUACCCUCGGUAUCUUAUCCGCUUCUCCAUGCUCUGCUUCACUACAUCUACACUGGCUGGACUCGGAUUCCACCGGAACAACUUGGUUCUUUGAGGGCUUUAAGUCUACAGUUUGAAGUCAUGCCACUGGUGAAGCAAUGUGAAGAGAUUAUGGAACGAUUUAAGCUAGAUAACAAGUUGUUUGACGGGGGCAAGGAUGUGGAGUUAACAUAUCCAUGUAUCCGACCUCAUUGUUCAACUUUGCCAUCACUCCCACUCAGCAUUCAGAGACUGAAGCAAUUGAAAGUAACGGGCCAGUACAGUGAUGUAAACAUCUACAUUGAGAGUUAUGGCCUUGUUGCUCGAGCACAUAAAAUUGUUCUCAGUUUAUGGAGUAUCCCCUUUGCUAAGAUGUUCACAAAUGGAAUGAGUGAAAGCAUGUCCUCUGACGUUACUUUACGAGAUGUGCCACCAGAAGCUUUCAAGGCUAUGCUUGACUUUUUAUAUGAUGGUCAACUGAAUGAGAAAUUCAUAGAUUCUGGUUCUUUGUUGCUCCAGCUCCUUUUAUUGGCUGAUCAAUUUGGAGUGACUUUUCUCCACCAAGAAUGUUGCAAAAUGCUCUUAGAAUGCCUCUCAGAGGACUCGUUAUUUCCACUCCUCCAAGUGGUUUCUUCAAUCCCAUCAUGUAGCCUUAUUAAAGAAACACUGCACAGGAGAAUUGCCAUGAACUUUGACUAUUGUAUCAGUGCAAGUACUGACUUUGUUAUGUUAGAUGAAACAACUUUCAUCAAUAUCAUUCAGCAUCCUGAUCUGACAGUAACAUCUGAAGAGAAAGUUCUUAAUGCAAUCCUGUUGUUUGGCAUGAAUGCAAAAGACUUGUUUGGAUGGGAAGUAGUGGAUCAGUUAAUAAUCAAUUCAACGCCAGAACUCCUUUUUGGCGGGAGGCUUCAGUUAGUUUAUGACUUGUUGCCAUAUGUGCGAUUUCCACUACUGCAAUAUUCCUUGCUUGAUAAGUUGCAGAAUAGCUACAUUGUCUGCCACAUUCCUGUUCUCCGAAGUCUUGUUAAUGAGGCUAUCAGUUUUGUUGAUUAUGGGCCAGGAAGGCCAGAAAAUGAAGAAAAUGUUAGACUCCAGCAUAGACGGUCUAGUUACAGGGAGCUCCAGUACAUUCGUGACGGGGACAACAAUGGAGUUCUGUACUUUGCAGGCACAUCCUAUGGUGAACACCAGUGGGUUAAUCCUCUUUUGGCAGAGCCAAAGAAAAUUGCGAUUACAGCCAGCAGUCCCCACUCAAGAUACACUGAUCCUAAGGUUUUGGUCUCCAGAACCUACCAGGGAACAUGUUUUGCUGGGCCUCGAUUGGAAAAUGGACAUAACUCUACCUGGUGGAUGGUUGAUCUUGGCCAAGAUCAUCAGCUUAUGUGCAACUACUAUACGCUGAGGCAGGAUGGUUCCAAGGCCUUUCCGAGAUGUUGGAAUAUUCAGGGUUCACUGGAUGGGAAGAGUUGGAAGAACUUGAGAGUCCAUGAAAAUGACUGGACAGUGUGCAAACCUGGUCAAUUUGCAUCUUGGCCCAUAACUGGCCCCAACGCACUGCUUCCCUUUCGGUAUUUUCGGGUUGUUCUCACAGGAUCCACUACUGAUGCCACCAAUCCCUGGAACUUGUGCAUUUGUUACUUGGAACUAUAUGGAUACUUCCUCUGAAAAGCACGCUUUUGGUUUGGUACUCAUAAGCAUGUCCAUACCAUACUUCCCCAAUUGCAAAUGGUUUGCUUAUUGACCAAAUUAUUUGAACAAUGUUAUCGAAAUAAACGUCAUAUUGUUUUGCUUACCAGACAAAAAGAAGUUCAAAAUUUAAUGAUUAAUUGUUUUAAAA